AUGUCUGUGGAACUCGCCAACCUAGAUCGCACCAUUCGCGUGGGUGUUAUUCUGCUUGGAGGGCUCACCGAGGUGCUGGACGUCGGCCCCGUCGAUCUCAUUCACGGAAUUAGCAAACCAUUUGUCGACCUCCUCCCCGACUCCCUGAUCUCCCCGGAGCAGAAGGCGCAGGCGCUUGACACUCAGUUUCACUGGGUUUCGGAAACAGGAAAGACUCAACCAAGUCGCCUCACGAGUAACAUGUCCCUUGCAGCAACAGACUCAUUCGAGACGUGUCCGCCGUUGGACAUUGUCCUCAUUGGAGCCUCCUUCCAGCCCGAAAUCACCGAAGCCGAGCUCGCCUUUAUCCGCAAGAGCUAUCAGGAAUGCUCCGCCUUCAUCACCGUCUGCGCCGGCAUCGAAGCUCCCCUCCGGGCCGGCAUCCUUGAGGGGAAGACGGCCACGGCGCCUCGCUUCAUGCUCAAGGAGCUGCGGCAAAAGGCCACGGGCACGCAGUGGGUCGAGAGGCGCUGGGCGAGAGACGGCAAACUGUGGACAAGCGGGACUCUGCUGAAUGGAUUGGACUUGAUGACCUCUUUCAUACAGGCCACUUGGCCCAGCGGCGAGGGGUCGCUGGUGGAUUACACCAUGAAGAUGUGCGCCUGGCCGAACCGGGACCCGGAGUAUAAGGAUGUGCCGUGGCACGAUUGA
Messenger RNA from Hirsutella rhossiliensis, 690 nucleotides. RefSeq names its product DJ-1/PfpI family domain-containing protein. Lineage: Eukaryota; Fungi; Ascomycota; Sordariomycetes; Hypocreales; Ophiocordycipitaceae. The record is from RefSeq and is a predicted model, not a curated record. Bases 1 to 690 code for a protein of 229 amino acids. The transcript is spliced from 3 exons.